This is a messenger RNA of Mitosporidium daphniae, 2349 nucleotides long. RefSeq lists its product as uncharacterized. The record is from RefSeq and is a predicted model, not a curated record. The transcript has 2 exons. NCBI's taxonomy places the organism in Eukaryota, Fungi, Microsporidia. The coding region runs from base 1 to 2349 and encodes 782 amino acids.
AUGACUCUGCUAAGGGGCGCGUUUGCACAAAAAGAUUCGACAUCUAACGAUCUUUUUGUUGAAAAAAGUUUACAGAAACUUUGUGUGUUGAAAUCUUUGUCUUUGAAAGCAUCAUAUGGUGAUGAUCUUUGCACUACCGACGUCGAAAGCUUAUUUGGUGAUACGGAGGCCGAAUUUGAAGCCUUUUUAUCUGUUUUCAAUACACAUUUCCGGCAAGAUACUUUACUUCGGGAUUCCUUCACCUUUUCGGAAUCAACGUAUUUGGAAAUUCUAAACAUGAUCUCCAAAUAUUCUCUUAUAAAUUCGCUAGCUCUAGUGUCUUUUAUGCAAAAUAUUUUCCGAUUUGCCUUCCCUUGCGACAGUCAGCAGGAAACACAACUUCUCCUGUUAGCUCACGAUGAGUUUCAACACAGUCCACUAUUAUUUUCUGCGCCACAGGUACAAAUUUUUGUUUCACUCUUAGAUGCCAAUAGGAUUGCCAUUUUGCGUCCAAAUUCACCUUUUCUUUUGGCCAUACGAAUUCUUGAAAAAUCACAAACUGAUUUCACGGAAAUUUUCAACACUUUAUUUUUCAAAGUCGCUAUGAACUCUUCUAGCAGCAAUUUUUUUUCGAGAAAGAAAAUUUUCCUCUAUGAAUUGCUCGGCCAAGCAUUGCACACUAGGAGUUCAUUCGAUUCGGAAAAUACCCUUAUUAGUGAUAGCUUAAAGCUGGUGCCUUGUUUUACAGCAAGCCUUUUUCAACUCAUUUUUUAUUAUCUCUUUGAGCUAAUGCCACAGCGCGAAAAAGACGGCCUUUCAAAAGAUAUAACACAAUUUUUUAAAGAAAUUAGAAAAUCUGGAAAGGCAUCUCUUCUUGCGUAUGUAAUAUACUUCAAAUUUGUCAAGUCUAAGGGCACCGUCGAGGAAAUCCGGUUUUUGGAAGCUGAAAUGAAUUCCAAGCAUUGGGUUGCAGAGAUUGAUAAGAUCAGAGAGGCUUCUGAUAUCAUUCCCCAAGGCAACCCUGAACUAUUGGCCAAUGUUCACUAUUUUCUACAAUAUUUGAUAGACGAGCCACUCCCCAAUUCACUUCGCCUGUUCUCGAAUUUCAAUUGCCUUGGCUCGAUAUUCAUUCCUCUGUCAACGGUCGAUGCAAGAGACAUCAUUCUGAUCUCUGCAUAUUCAAAAUUGAAGCUAUGGGCCGAUAUUUAUCGAAUCUAUUCCAAUGUCAAAACAGAAGGUCGACUGGAUAUUCCAGCAUCUGGAAUUGUUAGAUCUCCAAUAUUCCAUCUUUCGCUUUCCACGAUAAUCUUUAAAAAUGUCCUUAAUAAUAUUUCGUGGAAUGAGGUCAUACCAUACCUUGAAUUCCCAUCGCCCUUGCUUUCGCGUGAGGGCUUUAGAAUAAUUUAUACGCAUCUUUAUUCAAAGCUAUUCAACCUCCUUAUUUCUUAUGAUAAGUUUUUGCUUAUUCAAUCGAUCGUCAUUAUUCCACGGUCUCUGUUUAUCAAAGACGAUUAUAUUCUUCCAUGUAUCCUUUCAACAUUUGCAUGCUCCUCGGGAAGGGGCCCACUGGGCCCUCCAAAUCGAAUUCUAUUCUACAAAUUAUUGUCGAACCGCCUCGAUAUAGAUAUCAUCUGUGAAUCGUCGCCAACCCCACCCUCUAAUCUGGCUGGAAUUAUAGCAUCAGUCGACCCUCAGCUUUCCAAUCUCCUACAUUUCAUAGAGCUCCAUAAGAUUCCAUUAAGCCCCUCCAAUUUUUUGAGCUUAAUACUAUCGCUUUUUAGGAGGCGGAGAUAUGAUCUUGUCUGCCAGACAUUCAAUUUUAGAAAUUCGCAUUAUAAGCAAGAAUCUUAUCUACAUUAUAUAUAUCUGGCAUCGGCCCUCAAAAAUAGAGAAUAUGGAAUAGUGAGAACAGUGAUCAACGAAAAAAGUAAAAGCUUCCUGAUUCCGGAGCAGAACCUAUUGCAGGAAUCUAUUUCAAAUCAUGAGAUUGGCUUAAUAUUGCCCUCUUCAAUGUCGUCCGUGGCUGCUUUGGACAAAUGGAGAGAACAGGGUCUCGUUUCAGAUGCCGACUAUAGUAGUUCUUUGGCUAUUUGUCUCAAUUAUAAUUUGGAAAAUUUGUUUUAUCUUCGAAGGUUCAUAUCGCUUCAGCAGCAAGAUCGAGAACACGCCCCAAAAACUGCUAAAAAUGACUUGAAAGCACGAUUUCCAGAUAGUGUUGUGCGGCUCUCUGCUAUUCCAAAUUAUCUUCUAGAAUAUGAAAACAGAUAUUUUUCGAUUAAGAAAAAACAAAAUGUUAUAGAGUCCGAUGACGACGAUGUAGAGGGUGAAGGCUUUUCCAAUACCUAUCUGUUGGACUCUGAAAAUUUGUAA